Pogoniulus pusillus (Red-fronted tinkerbird) is the source of this 2118-nucleotide messenger RNA. It is a transcript of the gene KIN, whose product is annotated as Kin17 DNA and RNA binding protein. The coding region runs from base 57 to 1229 and encodes 390 amino acids. The record is from RefSeq and is a predicted model, not a curated record. Gene Ontology annotation, biological process: DNA damage response; DNA replication. The transcript is spliced from 13 exons. Gene Ontology annotation, cellular component: nucleus. Lineage: Eukaryota; Metazoa; Chordata; Aves; Piciformes; Lybiidae. Gene Ontology annotation, molecular function: double-stranded DNA binding.
AGGGACGGACACAGGGACCGGGGCAGGGCUGGAGGUGGGGGGUCAGAACUACUGCCAUGGGGAAGUCGGAUUUCCUCAGUCCCAAGGCCAUCGCCAACCGCAUCAAGUCCAAGGGACUGCAGAAGCUGCGCUGGUACUGCCAGAUGUGCCAGAAGCAGUGCCGCGAUGAGAAUGGCUUCAAAUGUCAUUGCAUGUCUGAGUCCCACCAGAGGCAACUGUUGCUGGCUUCUGAAAACCCUCAGCAGUUCAUGGAUUAUUUUUCUGAGGAAUUCCGAAAUGAUUUCCUUGAACUGCUCAGGAGGAGAUUUGGAACCAAAAGAGUGCACAAUAAUAUCGUGUACAAUGAGUAUAUCAGUCAUCGUGAACACAUCCACAUGAAUGCUACACAGUGGGAGACAUUGACUGAUUUCACUAAAUGGCUGGGGAGAGAAGGUCUUUGCAAGGUUGAUGAAACUCCAAAGGGCUGGUACAUUCAGUAUAUUGACAGAGACCCAGAAACUAUCCGAAGGCAGCAAGAACAAGAGAGGAAGAAGAAGCAAGAUCUUGAUGAUGAAGAAAAAACUGCUAAAUUCAUUGAACAGCAAGUUAGAAGAGGUUUGGAGGGGAAAGAACUGGAACAGCCAGUCUAUACUGAACUGAACAGAGAAAAUGAAGAGGAAAAAGUUGCAUUUAAUUUAAACAAAGGAGCAAGUACUUCAAUAUCAGCAUCUUCCAAAACAAGCAGUGCCCUUGGACCAAAUGCACUGAAGAUGGUGGAAGGGGCAGUUAAAAGAAAAGAAUCAUCUCACAGCUCUGGUCAGUCCAAAGAGAAAAAGAAGAAAUCUGCACUGGAUGAAAUUAUGGAGCUUGAAGAGGAGAAGAAGAGAACAUCUCGAAGAGAUUACUGGUUGCAGCCUGAAAUCGUUGUAAAAAUUGUAACAAAAAAGCUUGGAGAGAAGUACCACAAAAAGAAAGGAGUUGUUAAGGAAGUGAUUGACAAAUACACAGCGGUGGUGAAGAUGAUUGACUCUGGAGACAAACUGAAGCUUGAUCAGACACACCUGGAAACUGUAAUACCCGCUCCAGGCAAGAAAGUGAUGGUAUUAAAUGGUGGUUACAGAGGAAAUGAAGGCAUCUUGGAAUCUAUCAAUGAGAAGAAGUUUUCAGCAACCAUAACCAUCGACUCUGGGCCUUUAAAAGGACGCCGAGUUGAAGAUAUCCAGUAUGAAGACAUUUCCAAACUUGCCUAAGGCACUGAUUGUGGAUCAGAGAAGAUUUUGGUUACCAAAACACCUUGCUGGCAUCUUGCAAGCAGACACACGACUCUACCAUGUCAGAGUUUUAAUUGUGUGUGUGUGUGUGUAUGUGUAUUUAUAAUGUAUAUAGAGAUUAACCACAGGCAAACUAAGUUUAUUUAAAAAUCACUGUGGAUUUGUUACAUAAAAUGUCUGUGGAAAUUUUAUUCAUGGAGAUACUUCAUCUGAUUAUGUAUCAAAGUCAUGUUAUAAUAUUUGGUUCAGCUGCCUUUAGUGAAACACAGAGGAUAGCUGCAAACGAGCAUUUUACUUACUGAAGUAAGUCCCUAAGAGAGAGAAUUACCUACAAAGAGCUGCUUCAGGCAGGCAGUCUGUGCUGGAGCCAGUGGAGUCUAAACAACAUACUUCUCAAUCUGCAGCCAAAUUUGAGUUCUGGCUGCAAGAACAAGGGAAUGGAUUAAGAGAAUAGCAGGGAGGUAACUGUGCUGCAAGGGUUUAUCCUCUGGGAUGCUGUGGGGUUGGUCUCAUUUGUAAGUGCUGUCACCAACUUGGUUUUGGUUAGCACACUGGCAAUAGCAGAAUGCAGGUCAUCAUUCCUCAGCACCAUCUUAUUUGUCAGGGUUCAUUAUAGUACUAAUAUACAAUUUGUAUUCACAAAUACAAGACUCCAGGACUUGAGGUGUUUUUAGGGUGUCAGCCAUGGCAUGUGCAGGUACAAGUUGGCUGUUUUGCUUUUCCAGAGCCUGUUCCUUUUUUGCUCUGUCACACAAGUAACAUUGCUCACAUGCAGUCAUGUAGCAUUGCUCUUCUGUGUUCUAAAGUGUCAUAUUUUGUACAGUGUUUAAUUUUACAGCAGUUUAGCAAUAAACCUGAAGCUUUCUUA